Mytilus californianus (California mussel) is the source of this 1378-nucleotide messenger RNA. Its product is annotated as lysosomal acid lipase/cholesteryl ester hydrolase-like. NCBI's taxonomy places the organism in Eukaryota, Metazoa, Mollusca, Bivalvia, Mytilida, Mytilidae. The record is from RefSeq and is a predicted model, not a curated record. Gene Ontology annotation, biological process: lipid metabolic process.
AUGUAUGGCAAGAUAAUAGUAGAUCAUUCAGGAACUAAUGGCAGCAACCCUGUCGUUUUGCUUCAACAUGGACUGUUGUCAUGUUCUGCGUGCUGGGUGGAAAAUCUUGCCAGUCAGAGCCUCGGUUUUAUGUUGGCUGACAGAGGCAUCGAUGUCUGGAUGGGAAACAGUAGAGGAAACACAUACUCAAAACGACAUAAAACAUUAAAACCUACAGAUGAAAAAUUCUGGAACUUUACAUGGGACGAAAUGGCAAAAUACGAUCUUCCUGCCACAGUAGACUACAUAGUGAAUACAACCAAUAGCAGUCAGAUAUAUUAUGCAGGUCAUUCUCAAGGCACAAUGAUUAUAUUCGCUGAAUUAGGACGAAAUCCAACACUAGCUUCUAAAAUAAAACAUUUCUUUGCUCUUGCACCUGUGGCUACUCUUGGACCUUUUAAGGCAGUGGCUCCGUUGGCAAAAGACCUUGAUAUAUUAUUUAAUCUGCUCGGGAAAGGAGAAUUGUUACCAACAUCUGACUUCAUUCGUUUAAUUGGACAUGAUUUCUGUGGAAACAACCUCGGAAGUAUUGUUUGUGAAAAUUUUCUUUUCUUUCUUGCUGGCUAUGACUCAAAACAGAUGAAUCGGACAAGGAUACCAGUCUAUGUCGAAGAACAUCCAGCAGGAACAUCGGUUAAAAAUCUUCUUCACUAUGGCCAGAAGAUAGACCCAGAUGCAUAUAAAAACGUGUCACAGUUGAUAAACAGCAAAGGAUAUCCUUUCGAAGAACAUUUAGUCGAGACAGCAGAUGGAUACAUACUUGGUUUACACAGGAUACCUCCAAUACAUAAACAAGGAAGUAACCAGAGUAGACCUGUAGUUUUACUCCAACAUGGAUUGUUGUCAUGUUCAUCAUGCUGGGUAGAAAAUCUAGCCAACCAGAGUCUCGGUUUCAUCUUGGCUGACAGAGGGAUGGAUGUCUGGAUGGGAAACAGUAGAGGAAACACAUACUCAAAACGACAUAAAACAUUAAAACCUACAGAUGAAAAAUUCUGGGAUUUUACAUGGGACGAAAUGGCAAAAUACGACCUUCCUUCCACAGUAGACUACAUAGUGAAAACAACCAAUGUCAGUCAGAUAUAUUAUGCCGGUCAUUCCCAAGGGACGGAGAUUAUAUUUGCUGAAUUAGGACGAAAUCAAACACUGGCUGUUAAAAUAAAACAUUUCUUUGCUCUUGCACCGGUAGCUACAAUGGGAAAUGCUACUGGGCCCUUCAAGGCAGUGGCUCCAUAUGCUCAAGAUAUAGAUGCAAGUUUCUUGUAAACAAUCAUCAUGAAUUGCAAACCCUGGAGAAAAGAUUGACAAUUAAACAUUUUUGUAUACUUAAAUCACAAUUGAC